GUCAUCAAAUCAGCUGUGUAUCACACAGAGGGAACAUGUAAUAAUAAAUGUGCGUAUUAAAAUUUUGGUGUGAAAAUGUCCACUGAGACAAUUGAUAAAAAAGCAACUCAAUGUUUAUGAUAAAUUCACGGCCCAGUAGACAUGGCGCGGCGGAGGAGCAGCGGGAUCACAAGCCUGGGCUUUAACCAGAAUCAAGACUGCUUCACUUGCUGCCUAAGAUCAGGCCUGCGCGUUUACAAUGUUGAACCACUUGUGGAAAAGGCCCACUACAGCAAAGAAGAGCUGGGCGAGGUGUCGCUAUGCGAGAUGGUAUUCCGCAGCAACUUGCUGCUGCUCGUGAAAGCGCGCCGGCCUUGCAGCCUGUUGUUGCUGGACGACCAGCGGCGCGCCUUCAAAGCUGAGGUGGCUUUCAAGACGCCCAUACGUGCGCUGCGAGCUAGGCGGGACAAAGUGGCGGUCGUGCUAUCAUCAAGCAUACAAGUUCUAACGCUGCCGUCGCUGCAGCGAGUGGCGCUCCUGCGCACACCGCAAGCCGCGCGCCCGCUGUGCGCGCUCGCGAUCGAGCCCAACGCGGUGCAGGUGUUGGCUGCGCCCGCGCACAGGAAGGGCUCGCUGCAGAUACUGGACAUAUCCCGCGCAGUCAAAGGCGCUCAGUCUAGCUCGCCAGCUGUAGUGGGGUGCCACCAGACCGCUCUGGUCUGCCUGAGCGUGUCGUCCAACGGCGCCAAGCUGGCCACGGCGUCGGAACGCGGCACCAUCAUUCGGAUCUGGGACACCACCAGCAAGCUUCUGCUGCACGAGCUACGGCGAGGGUCUGACUACGCGGAUGUGUACUGUAUAAACUUCAACCCGUCCGGGUCGCUAGUAUGCUGCGUGUCGGACAAAGGCACGCUUCACGUGUGGGCCGCGCGCGGGUCCUACGCGCACCUCGCGUCCGCGUCCGCUGAGCCGGACACGCGGGCACUAUGCGCCUUCAGCGACGACGCCAACGCCGUGGUGGUAUGUGAAGAUGGGACGUUCCACAAGUUUACUUUUUCGGCUGAGGGCAACUGCCAUCGGAAUGAUUUCGAAUAUUUUUUGCAGGUUGGUGACGACGACGAAUUCCUGCAAUGAUGUUUUUUUAUACAAAAACUUUGCUGGACAUUACAACUUUAUCGGACUUACGUGCUGAGUGAAAGAACACUUAACCGCAAAAUUUUUAACUCGCGUUUGAAAAGUGAUCGCUAUAUUCUGUUAUCCAAUUAUGGCGUGUAUUUAUGAUACCUUGUGAACUGAUUACCUCUCGCCAAAAAGUUAUUUAUAAUAUUGCAUGCUUAAAAACUUUUUCGGAGGUAAAAUUUUAUGAAGAGGCAGCUAAUAUGGUAUCGUUGAACUGUCUUCAGCAGCAACUCAACCUACUGCAAAAUUAUGAUUUUAAUUUGAGCGCAAAGUUGAAAAUCUAUUGAAAAACUUGUCAUUUUGUGGUAGGGUGAAUAUGCUGGUGAUCGUACUUAUGAAAUAAGUUACAGCACAAGGACUCAGAUUCAUACAUCGAAUCAUGCUUUGUGUAACUAUAGAUACUACUUAAAAUACUCCACUUCGUUUGGAGAAAUUAUUGCUAAAUCUAUCUAGUUCUUAAGCACCGUGGCAUGUUGCUCACGUAUUAUUUUGACCUGUACAUAUUUUUUGCCCAUACAUAUUGUGUUCAAUCUUAUAGUUGAUUUAGGCUGAGUUGCACCACUUCUUUUAACCGUGACUAUAGCCAUAACUGGUGUUUUUUGUAUGAAGUUUGACAGACUUGACGUUUGUUAAAGUUAAAGUAAUUUGGUGCAACCCAGCCUUAACUAAUUCACAUUAUUCAGCGUUAUCUAGUUUGGGCUAUUCGCAUUAGUUAUUGUCGGAAUGGCAGUUUAUCCUUUACUUUAUUAUAAUGGACGGAGAAGUUUUUUUUUUUUUUUUUUAUGCAUAACAAGGCAGGUAUUUGACCACAAUCGCACCUGAUGUUAAGUGGGAUGUAAGUAGUAAUAUAAAUCGUGAUUUAGGUUAAAAUUUAAUGUCGUUAUAAAAGACAAAUGGUACUAAAUUGCAUUUUUAACAUAGUAUAAACAAACAAAUGUUUGUGAUGGAGUUGGAAUAUAAGAGAUAUAAAUGUUGGUUUUGUAAUUAAAUAUUUCUUGUGACAUUUUUACGUAACCCAAUGCUUAUUGGUGUACCAAAGCCUAAAAGAUUAGGGUUUGGUUGAAAUGAUAGUUGUGCGAUUGGUUGCGAUAGUUUCGAGUAGUUGGCUUAAGAAAGAAUAUUUUUUAAGAAGAUGUGUGUGAUUGCACCACCAGUAACUUAUACCACGGUCACAACUAGGUGGAUGCAAAACGCGCAGAUCCAUAAAAGCUCGGCUUUGCGGAGCUUGAUAUUUACCAAAAUUGCAGCUUGAUUCGCGCAAUUUAUAUAUUAUAAUUAUGAAUGUAUAAAAAAUAUGUUUGUGUUGUCUAUAAAAUUAGUUUUUUUUUUUAAUUUUAAUAAUAAUAAUGAUAAAUCAGUAAUUUACGGUACAAUAAACGCAUCUCCCUUUAAGCACCUAUUUUAUGUAAAACUAGCUGACCCGGCGAACUUCGUACCGCCUUAGCGUAGAGAUUUUCUUAAUAUUUUUUUCCGUAAGAACCAUCCUUAGACUUCCACAAACAUUAAAAAAAAAGAAUUAUCGAAAUCGGUUCAGCCGUUCACACGUGAUGCCGUGACAACGCGAAACGGGUUUCAUUUUUAUAUAUAUAGAUAAUAUGAUGCAAAUGUUACAUAAAAUCAUUUUUUAUGUUUCUUCAUUCAUUUCCUGUAUGGGCUAUAAUUUUUUAAUUUGAUUAUCGCUCAAUAAAAAUCUGUACCUUUAUACAUUGCUCAUUUUAGUGAUAAUCUGGUUCUUAUUUUAUGUAUAGUCUUCAUCCUUUAUAUUGAAUAAUUUUAAUUUAUCGUUCCUUAUAAUACAAGAUUUUAAUAAAAUAAAUAUAAUAGUCAUGCCUUUAUAUUGAGAGAAUAUUAGAUAAUUUUAAUUUUCUUGUUAAGAUAUUAUAUUAUUUACACAGAAUGUUCACACCAUAGUAACAGUGAAAAUUUUAUGUAAUGAUCAACAUAACGAAUAUUAUGUAAUUAUGUAAAUAAUUAACAGCAACAUAUUAUAGUUUUUAUACUUUGUCAGUAGAUUAAUAGUAAUGAAUCAUAAUAUUAUGUCUCAGCUUAACUAAAAAUUCGAAAUAUAAAUGAGAGGACAAUUAGGCUAAUAAGGCACAUUUCUAAAUGUAAAUAAGAAGUUUCAGAUGUUGGUUUAUUUUUUUAUGAAAUUGUAAUUGAAACAGCAUCUUCUGGUGAUAGAGGUCAUUGUACCCACAAAACUUUUCAAUAAUAAAAACUUCUUUUAUA
Messenger RNA from Ostrinia nubilalis (European corn borer), 3387 nucleotides. RefSeq names its product WD repeat domain phosphoinositide-interacting protein 4-like. The record is from RefSeq and is a predicted model, not a curated record. Gene Ontology annotation, cellular component: extrinsic component of membrane; cytosol; phagophore assembly site membrane. Gene Ontology annotation, biological process: protein localization to phagophore assembly site; autophagy of mitochondrion; nucleophagy. NCBI's taxonomy places the organism in Eukaryota, Metazoa, Arthropoda, Insecta, Lepidoptera, Crambidae. Gene Ontology annotation, molecular function: phosphatidylinositol-3,5-bisphosphate binding; phosphatidylinositol-3-phosphate binding; protein binding. Bases 142 to 1113 code for a protein of 323 amino acids. The transcript has 8 exons.